CUCAGCCUCGUCCACGACCUACGUUCAACGCAACACGCCUGUAUCAUUAUAUCCCUUGCUUAAGGGCCAUAGAUGUGGCCACCUAUUGUUUAUCGCUUAUAGAGCGCCAUGCCUGUUAAUAUCCCAGCCACAGACUGCGGGGAAGAAUUAAGCCGGUUGAUGGAAUCGAUGAAUCAUGCCGAAACCACCGCUCGAAAUAACGACUUAAGAGGGGAAUACCUCACAUCGAAUCCCCAACAGCGCGACCAAGCUCUAGAUGGUCACCAGCUUCCUUCGCCGUCACCUUCUCCGUCACCAAGAAGCACGUCGCCGUACCUCAUUUCGCCAGAGACACCGGAGACCGAAUUCGAUGGAGAUUUCGGCAAAGAGCGAAGCAACAAUAUCGUCGGCCGCUUACCGACGCCCGCUCUACAUAAUGUAUGGAAGGAUGAUUCUUAUUUAAAAGCUCCUAUCCCACCAGUUGCAGAUGCUGGGGCAUCGCGGAGUUCAAAACUGUCCAAAGCCCAGGGCGAAACGGUCAAGAAACAAAGAGAAGCCUCCACGGCCAACGAUGUGCCUAAUGAGGGAGUCCGCAAACUGUCAUCCUCCGAAAUUGAGAGCUUGAUAUCUCAGCCUGACUCGCUUCCUUUACCAGCCUCUAUGCAACCGGAUUCUAGAAAGAGAGGGACGACCCUCCAGAAUCCACCCACAUUCGAAGAUUUCGAGUCAAAACAAAUCCGAUCGCCACCUGCUCGCACAUCGGGAUUCUCGUCUGGGAGCCAACGCCCUGGCACAAAUUCCCGCGUGAUUUCUAGUCCGCAGGUUGGCCGCCGUGAAAACUGGCAAGAAAGAAGCUCGAGGAAUAUGUCACCGGUGCGAAGACAACCCCCUUCAAUGCGGGGAUCCGAUGGGUUUGAUCCAAAUACCUCUGUCAAGUUGUCGGCUAGCAAUGGACGCUCACGAGUAACAUCGUUACCCUCCGAGCCCGCGCUACCACAGACCAGCGAAGAGAUCCCUCUUCCUCCACUGUUGAGUACAUACCUUGAAUUGGAACUAGCGUCAUCGCGGCCAUCGCCGUUAUAUAUACAUCGGUCUCGUGGCCAGGAAUACCCCUACGAGUCAGCAAAGGUUAAGUUUGAACGGCUCUUGAACUUUCUACUGGUACCUUUGUAUUUAGAACCUGCCCUUCUAUUUGGAACCUUGGCAUGUCUUGAUGCUUGGCUGUAUACCUUCACAAUUCUUCCUCUACGUUUUAUAAAAGCUAUCGGUAUUUUGGUAUCUUGGUGGGCCAAAUCGCUGGCGGCAGAGGUGCGCUUCGUGGUGCUGUUUAUUUAUCAUGGAUCACCGCGGCUAUGGCAUCGCCGCAGAGGCUACAGCUCCAGCGCUGAUAUCCCUCACCCGCCUCCGGUUCAGAGCGGUCAGGACGGCGUUCAGUCACAGGUAUUGUCGCCAAGGCCUCGUGAAAGUGGGAGGUUUUCUGAUAAUAGCGGCGCCAGUGGCAUGGAGACGGAAGGCCGUCGCUCUGGAGAGAGAAGGACGAAGCUUGAAUGGGGCCGAAGGCACAAAAGAACCAGAUCUGUUCCAUCGACAUUAUCGCCAUAUCAUAAGGCGGAUAUUCUUCAAGGCCUGGUUAUUAUCUUUAGCUGUAUCAUUUUGAUGCAACUAGAUGCUAGCCGCAUGUAUCAUAGCAUCAGAGGGCAGGCAGCUAUGAAAUUGUAUGUUAUAUACAACGUUUUGGAGGUUGGCGACCGACUACUCGCUACCGUUGGGCAAGAUAUCCUUGAAUGUCUGGUAUGUGAUGAGACAUUGGAGCGGGGAUUGGAUGGUCGAUCCAAGCUUCUUCAGCCGCUGGGCAUGUUCGUCUUGACGUUGGUGUACAAUGUUAUACAUGCCACAGCACUGUUCUACCAAGUCAUCACCCUAAACGUGGCCGUGAAUUCCUACUCCAACUCUCUAUUCACACUGCUUCUCAGCAACCAAUUUGUGGAAAUCAAAGGGACAGUCUUCAAGCGAGUUGAGAAGCAAAACCUCUUUCAGCUUUUUUGUGCCGACGUUGUAGAGCGCUUUCAGCUAUGGCUGAUGCUUAUCAUUAUCGGACUUCGAAACAUUGUCGAGGUUGGCGGGCUCAGCAUCCUCAGUAAUCCACAGUCCGCCAGCGGAGCUGCCGACACUCUGCGAAACGCCACGAUUCCCCUCCGCAGUUCCAUUAUCCCAAACAGUUUUAAGAUCAUCCCGAGUUGGUCUGGUGAGGUCCUCUCGCCGUUACUUCUCGUUCUCGGCAGUGAGGUUCUGGUCGACUGGAUCAAACACUGCUAUGUCGGAAAAUUCAACAAUGUCAAGCCUGUUAUCUACAAGAAGUUCCUUGACAUCCUCUCAAAGGACUACUAUACCAACGCAUUCGUCAACCAAAACCUCACGAAACGGCUUGGCCUUCCAGUUAUCCCACUGUCUUGCCUCUUUAUCCGCGCAUCUGUUCAAACGUACCACAUGUUCGUCGCCACUCAUUUCCCGCCGCCUCUAGCAUCUACCGCGACCUCCAUAUCUCUUGAAUCCGAGGCGACUGCCUCACCUGCAACAACAGCAGCAAUGGAGCAUCUUGAUAUACUUAUUCGCAAAGCUCUAGGCCGCUCGACAUAUGUCACGGGCGCAUCUGUGGAACGAACGUGGCAGCUCUUCGACUCUGAUGACAUUAUUUCAUUUAUAGCCAUGGCGGCUUUCUUCCUCGGAGCCUUCCUCGCGCUUUUAAGCUGCAAGCUUGUCCUCGGCAUGCUUCUACUCCAGUAUUCUCGCCGCCGCUACGAGUCCAUGAGUAUACGCGAGAAUAUGGGCCUGGACACGAACGGAAAGCGGUUGGGCGGACUCGGUAUGGUGGAGUUGGGGGAGGAGAAGAGGAAUAUCAUAUAUGAGGAUGACCCGGAGGCCGCCAAACAACUGAAGGAGAGGGAAAAGAAAUGGGCUGAACAGGCGAAGCAGCAGACGGAUUUUGACAAGGUCACGAGAUACGAAAUGGUUGCUAAGCGCAUUUGGUGAUUUAGUUUGGCGGCAUUGGAACGGCGUUUUAUAUAUCAUUAUACACAUUGAAUGGCGUGGGGGAGCAUGCAUAUAUAUCAUUUCUUCAGGGCUCUAGUAUCUGAUCUUUUGGACAAUAUCAUACCAAAUACAAGGCAGCGAUUAUUAUUUAC
Pseudogymnoascus destructans is the source of this 3161-nucleotide messenger RNA. RefSeq lists its product as uncharacterized. Gene Ontology annotation, cellular component: endoplasmic reticulum membrane. Gene Ontology annotation, biological process: maintenance of protein localization in endoplasmic reticulum. The transcript is spliced from 2 exons. The coding region runs from base 109 to 3009 and encodes 966 amino acids. Lineage: Eukaryota; Fungi; Ascomycota; Leotiomycetes; Thelebolales; Thelebolaceae. The record is from RefSeq and is a predicted model, not a curated record.